GGAGAGGUCACCACUAUAUAAGAGAUAGUUCCAUCUCCUCAGUAUCAGUUCCUCACUACAACAACCACCAUGAAGUGUGUGAUUCUUGUUACUCUGGCUGUCAUGGCCACCGCUGCCCCCCAGUACAACUACCAGCCCUCCCAAAACUACGGGGCCCCCGAUGCUUCCUUUAGGGCGGCUUCCCUCGACACCAUUGAGGUGAUUCCUAUUCUCAGAGACGACCGUGUCCAUGAGGACGACGGCACGUACAGUUUCGAUGUUGAGACUGGCGAUGGCAUCAUUCUUUCUCAGUCUGGCUCUCCCAGAGGACCUGGAGGAGCUGUAAUCACCUCUGGAGAAUAUUCCUACACUGCUCCUGACGGCACUCCCGUCGUUGUGAAGUUCGUCGCCGACGAGAACGGCUUCCAGCCCCAGUCUGACCUGCUGCCAGUGGCUCCCGCCUUCCCCCACCCAAUCCCUCAGUUCGUGCUGGAUCAGAUCGCCUUUGCUGCUGAGGAGGACGCUGCCCUCGCCCGCGCUGAGGCUGCUAGUGUUAGGUCGGCAGGCUCUAACGGAGCGCCUUCAAUCACAUACAGGCAGCCUUUGUAGAUGCUAUUCAGUACACAGUCUGAACUCUAGAUGACUAUCAAACUUUAUGUAUUUAUUACUUAUGUUCUGUGGAUGUAUUUUUCCCUCGAAAAUUAAAAUUGAGCAAGAGUAA
This is a messenger RNA of Homarus americanus (American lobster), 700 nucleotides long. Its product is annotated as cuticle protein AMP1A-like. Gene Ontology annotation, molecular function: structural constituent of chitin-based larval cuticle. Gene Ontology annotation, cellular component: chitin-based extracellular matrix. Bases 70 to 588 code for a protein of 172 amino acids. Lineage: Eukaryota; Metazoa; Arthropoda; Malacostraca; Decapoda; Nephropidae. The record is from RefSeq and is a predicted model, not a curated record. The transcript has 3 exons.